UUUUCCUGUUGGGAGAGAAAAAGUUUUGAAACCCCACCCUCUCUACUGACUGCAAGCACAGACGUAGAAGUGGUUCGAGGACCUGACGAGUCAACACUGAGUGACCGGGGAAGAAGAAUAUGAUAAGAAGUUAUGAUGGAGUUGUUGCGCUGUUUUGGAUACCGACUGUAACCACGAGACCACCGAGCUGGACCAGGUACCGCGCUCAAUUCCCCAUUAGGAACUAACGGGAUUUUUAUUUUUAUUUUUUACUGCGUUUCUCUCUGGAAAGUAAAGUCAAGCAGGGUUGGAUAGCUCUUCCUGUUACAAAGUCGGCGGUUCCUACCUUUUUAUUUCAUGUGAUAAAGGCCGGCUCAUUGUGUGCUUCUGAUAACACCGUAAGUAUGGAUACUCUCGCUCAAAGGGAUGCAGGAUUUCCGGCGGGAGCGCCGCAAAGUAGCGGACAGACGGCGUUAUUGGAGAUUUAGCUAGGUUUACUAAUGCGAACUGCUUAGCCCUGAAAACUUGUCGUAAAACACUGGUUGCCUGGACUGAAUGCUCCUUUCCUGCUAUUCUUCUCCGCUUAGCAGCGCUUCCUGCUUGUGGUGGCCACUGCACUUUAUGGCUAAAAAUACAUUCCAAAAAACCCUCCAAAUGGACAGCUGAAUGUAGUGGCGACGGUCGUUUGGAAUACUGUUUUUUUUUUAUACAACAAGCUUUGGAUAGGCUACUUUAAUUUGUGUCCUUAUACUUUUAGUUUUUAAAAAUCAGAACAACAGGUGGCCGUUUUGAAUGAGUGAAGGGAAGAGCUCAUUUACCCAUGAUGAGGUGAUUCAAGAGCCUCUUUAAAUGCAGGCCAAUGUGCUCGAGCACACAUCACUUGAACAGAGAGACAUUCAGUUUCAGACAGCGUUGCCUUUCUGAGCUUCGAAACCCUUCUCAUUAUCACUCAACAUCAAUCUCUCAACUGAUUCUGUGUUUUCAAAGUGGAGAGCUUUGCAUGUGAUGUCCAGACGAAUGAAAGACACUUACCAUUCAGUUCUAUGUAAAUCCUCUCCUGCAGCCCGCUUGUUGGUCAAGCUCUUGAAAACAUUUCACUGGUCCCUGAUGAACCAACAAGAAAGACAGGAAAGGGAGCGAGGAGCGAUAAAGUACUCCUUUGUACUUUAUUUUCAAACCCUUUGGGUGCAAAAUCAGAUUCAGUCUAAACAUCUGCUUGAGGCUCCAUGGAGCCACUGAAGAACAUAUUCAGUCGUGGCCCACUGUCCAACUGGAAAAACUUGGAUCAAUCACAGAAAGGGAACUUCACCAACCCUGUGUGGACUGCCUUAUUCGACUAUGAGGCGUCCUGUAAAGAUGAGCUCACCUUGCGCAAGGGGGACCUGGUGGAAGUCCUGUCUCUGGACUCUGAGAUAUCUGGGGAUGAGGGCUGGUGGGCGGGUAAAGUCAACAACAAGGUGGGCAUCUUCCCAUCCAACUACGGCUCCUUCAAGCCCAAUGGGUAUGCGAAGCUUCCGGGCAGCACCGUUGUCGCCGAGCUCAACCCGGCCGUGGUGGGCGAGUUUGAACCCGACGUGCUGGAUUUCCGAGACCUGAAGUUGGAGGAGGUCAUCGGGGUGGGGGGCUUUGGGAAGGUGUACCGUGGGACCUGGCGAGGCCUGCUGGUGGCUGUUAAGGCCGCCCGGCAAGACCCUGACGAGGAUAUCAGCGUGACGGCGCAGAACGUCAGGCAGGAGGCGCGUUUGUUCGCCAUGCUCACUCACCCGAACAUCAUUGCCCUGAAGGGCGUCUGCCUGCAGGAACCCAACCUGUGCCUCAUCAUGGAGUACGCCUCGGGUGGGGCGCUGAGCCGGGCACUGGCCGGGCGUCGCAUUCCUCCGCACGUCCUGGUCAACUGGGCCGUGCAGAUAGCCAGAGGGAUGUUGUACCUGCACAGCGAGGCCAUCGUCCCCGUCAUCCAUCGGGAUCUCAAGUCCAACAACAUCCUUCUGGCUCAGCCCAUAGAGAAUGAAUGUAUGGAAGGUCUGACGUUGAAGAUCACGGACUUCGGCCUGGCGAGAGAAUGGCACAAGACCACCAAGAUGAGCACGGCCGGCACCUACGCCUGGAUGGCCCCCGAGGUCAUCAAGUCCUCCACCUUCUCCAAAGGCAGCGACGUCUGGAGCUAUGGUGUUCUGCUGUGGGAGCUGCUAACGGGAGAGGCACCCUACAAAGGGAUUGAUGGACUCGCUGUUGCCUACGGAGUCGCUGUCAACAAGCUCACUCUGCCCAUCCCUUCCACGUGCCCCGAACCCUUCGCUCAGCUCAUGUCAGAGUGCUGGGACCAGGACCCCCACCGCAGACCCAAUUUCAGCUCCAUCCUGGCCCAGCUCAUGGCCCUAGAGCAGCAGGUAAAGGAAGAGAUGCCGCAGGAAUCCUUCCACUCCCUGCAGGAGGACUGGAAACUAGAGAUCCAGGACAUGUUUGACGAGAUUCGGGCUAAAGAGAAGGAGCUGCGAUGCCGCGAGGAGGAGCUGAAGCGGGCUGCUCUGGAGCAGAAGUCCCACGAAGAGUUCCUGCGGCAGCGCGAGCAGCAGCUGGCCCAGUGGGAGCAGGACGUGUUUGAGCGCGAGCUCAGCCUCCUCAUCCUCCACCUGAACCAGAACCAGAACCAGGAGAAGCCCAACGUCAAGAAGAGGAAGGGCACCUUCAAGAAGCACAAGCUCAAGAGCAAGAACGGCGAGAAGAUCAGCAUGCCUCAAGAUUUCAUCCAUAAGAUCACGGUGCAGGCUUCCCCAGGUCUGGAGAAGAGGCGGAACUCUCCGGAUUUGGGUUCAGGCUCCUCACCCUCCUUUGGCCCACGCUUCCGUGCAAUUCAACUCAGUCCCAGCGACAACAGCCGGUCGUAUGGCCUGAGCUCGGCCUGGCCCCUAGACGCGCCUUCUCAUAAACAAACCAAUGGAGACCUGAGGUUGGGCCCCCACUGGAGGCCCCAGAGCCCGAAAAGUCCCAAAAGCCCUAAAGUUCUGCGCCUUAGUCCCCAGGAAAGCAGUCUGUCUAUGAGGGCCAAGCUGCUGGAGUCAGACAGCAAUGAGAGGGGGGAAUCCAAGGAUGACUUUGAGGAGUACAGACCCGGUGCACCAACCCCUCCCACUGCUCAGAACGGCUCGUCAGUGAAGGACAGCUUGCGGCUUCCUCUACCUCAGCGAGACUCGCCCAGCGAGGACGGGGGUUCCUCCCCGGCUGGCUCUCCCAGGCCCGAGAGGGGUUCCCUCGGGGGCCAAAUAAAGGGCACCCACCGGGCCCUACUGAGCAGUGGCUCCCUCCUGGCCUCCAUAGGACUAGGACGCUGCUUGGAUAUUCCCCCAAGGGUUCCCCCCCGAACUAACUUUCCUUCCCUAGAGAACCGCACCCCCUCGGAACUAGAGAUCUCCUCCCCUAUGCCCCUCAUUUCAGACCCCCCCGUGGUGGACGAUCUCAUCACCUUCUCCACCUCAGAGCUGCUCCCCAGACCGCUUUUGGAUCUAGCUCUGCAGUACCAGGAACUGAAGCCCUUGCCCCUGACGCCGCCCCCGCCCAACCCCCGGGAGAGGAGUGGUCACCGAACGCCGCAGGUCCCACACAGUCCGCAGAGCCCCAGGAGCCCCCCGCGGCACAGCAAGGCCAGCCCAGGGGAAUGGACCCCGUGUUCCCAUUCCACUAACGGGGAGCUGGGCUGUGUGGCCUGGGAGCCUAAAGCUGAAAGGAGGAGGAGGUCCAGCCAGGGCCUGCACGCCGCUCAGCUAGUUUUGGACCUGCCCUUGUGCCAAGACACACAGGACUCUGAUGACAAGCCUUCAGAGGCCUCCUCUCUCCACCCCAACCCUGCCCUCUGGAGCCCCAAAACCCGCCGGCUGGAGGUCAGCGUCAUCCCCCGACCCCGCCCGUCCCCUAUCCGCCCCCGCAUCGACCCCUGGAGCUUCAUCUCGGCUGGUGGCGGGAACUCAGCUGGCGGCCGCAGCCCACACCGCUCGGACGGCAACCCUCUGGGCUACCAGCCUUCCCCUACCAACCCUUUCACCAACUGUGACCCCUUCCCCUCACCGGACUGUGACCCAUUCUCCCUGAAGGCUGACCCCUCGUGCGGCUCGGACAUGGCCUCCCCCUUCGACCCCUUCUCGGCUCCCUUUGCCACCUCCCGUUCUGCCCCUUGCUCCACUAACGGCUCACCCACGCUGCCCUCGUUCCGUAUUGCACCCCUCAACCUGGCCGACUCGCCCCUCAUCGACCUUGGCUGGGCGGCCUGCUCCAAGCCCCUGGACAUCACCAAAGAGAGAGCUCACCCCCGUAAGACAAUGGGGCUCAAGCCCUUCAAGUCCCCGACGCAACUUAGAGACGAUAGGUUCUAAACCUGUGACUUUGGCAAAGCCCCGGUUUUUAUUACAGGAACACAGUUCAGUCCUCUUUCCACUACUAUGUCCUACAUCGAAACAAGGUUUUUGAAUCUUUAAAAAAAAAAAAUCACCCACUGUGGGGAGGUUUCCCCAAUGGGAGCCUGCUAACCUAAUUGUACGCCAGCCUGCUGCUUUGGAAAGCUGAAAGCCAGUGAAAGGUGGUACAUUGGAUUGUGGGAUAGCUGCCUUUUAAACCAAUAGCUGGUGCCCAUUUUAUUCUCCCGCUCUAUCUUGGUUUCUCUAUUCCUUUUGAAGGUGCAGAACAAAGAUCACUUGUCCCAUCUUCAGAUUCUAUCAGACUGUUCAUAUCACCUGCUUUCAUCCCCCCCAUCCCCCACCUUUGAAGCAUUGUGACAAUGCAGAGGUGGAUAAGGCGACUUGCACAGCUUCAUCUGCCUCUACCUCUCUGCAGACUGAAAGCAUAGACAAUGGGAAAUUGGAGUGCCUUAUUUUUGUGAAGUGCUUUUAGUAUACAUAUAGUAUAUCUUUUCAAGAUUUCUUGAAUGGUUAAUCUGGUGCUUAGGCAAGAUGCUAUGAAUUUGGCUUAAAUUAGCAAAUCAUCUUAGCAUUUCUGUGGAAGAAAAUGUUGUCUGUGUGCGUGUAUGUCUAGACUCAUUGUUCAAGGAAAGCUUACUGUUUUUGCUUUUUUUCUUAAACAGCAUCUGCCUGUUGCAUUAUGGGUAAAAGCCCUCAGAGUGGAUUUUCCAGGCCACGUAUGAAAUCCGAGACAAAUCCAUGACCCAGACAUUCCACUUGGAAGCAGAUAAAAUUCCAAUCACAUUCCCCUCUAAAUGCCAGGCAUUGGACAGAUUCAUUCAUUCCGCUGGCUGGCUGGCUGGCAGCACGGCACAGGAAACAGGACGGGGGAGCCCACUGCAUUCCCUACGUAUGCCAAAGAAUGCCACUGUGGCAGUGUAAGGGCUGGGGACAAAAAGUAUUUGCAAAUACAUUGUUUUUACCUCCAUGGAGUGCCGGACGGGUGGCGUCUGCCAUACUGGACAUCACAGAGAAAGUUGAGGCAAUCACAGAUGGUAUUUAAACAUAACUUUCAUAUGCUUUUCUGUGGUUAUCUUUUUCUUACUAUUAUCCAGGCUGUCUUACGCGUCUGAUGCCGCAAGAAGGUAAGACCAAAUACCUUUGAGUAUUUGCAAAUACUACAAUACAAGUCUGUAUGGAAGCUUCACUGCUGAAUACUUUAUUUAUUUGUACAGUCCACCAGAGUAGCAGUAACCUCGCAAAGCCGGCCCAUGAUUUUUGGUGUCUUGGACCACACAACACUUCUCUCCUUGGCCUGAUUGGAUUGCUUUCUUGUCGAGAAACUGCAGAUAGCAGAAGGUAAGCUUAGCUUACCAUAAAGACUGGAAGUAUGGGGAAACAGUUGGCCUGGCUCUGUCUUUCUAUAAGUCCACCUUUCAGCUCCUCUCUUACCAAUAAAUCACAUGUUGUUUGUUUGAUAGCAGUGACUUCCUGGAGUUUUAUUGUCCCUGUAAGGUGGCCAGGCAGCAGUCUUGUAUAAAAGUACUUAAAACCAAAAACUUGUGUAAAAGUAGAAGUUAGUCAUUUUUUGCAAUAUUACUUGAGUAAACGUCUCAUCUUAAGUAUCAGAAGUAGAGCGCCCUCUGGUGGACAAACUAUACGCCAACACACACAAAAUGCUUGAAGGGUGUUUUGUCCGUUUUACAUUUAUUUUUUAAAUAAAUUAUUUAUCAGAAUCAUUUAUUUGUCAUUAUAAAUGAUUCUGAUAAAUGAAUAUUAACCCCCCGUAACUAAAAAUUAAUUUAUCCGCCAUUAUAAAUGCCAACACCAAUAGUUUGGAAAAUGCCUAAUAUCGGCCAAUAAUAUCGGCCCGCCGAUAUAUCGGUCAGGCUCUAGUUUUAAACUUUGUUUUUUGUUGUUGCAUGUAUUAAACUAGCAAGAUAUAACUUGUUGAUUAGUAAGCUUCAGGGGGGAUUUGUUACCUUUGGACAGAACCAGGUUAGCCGUUUCCCCGUUUCAAGUCUUUAUGCUAAGCUAAGCCAACCGUCUAAGCGUUGGUGAUGGGUAGCACGUGUUAAAACAUUCACUGAUUACUAGCAUAUGUAUAUGGGCUCAAUCCGCUGACUUGAGCUUGUGAAAUUUAAGCUGGCUUUCCAAGACUAGAGUAGCAGGCCUCCUAACUCUUGUUCCUCUCGGUUUAUUUAGUUAAAAAUCCAUCCUAAAACCAUUUUAACAACGCUGAAAAGAUCUAGGUGGAUCCUGUGGAUAACUGGGACGUCAUGUUUAGAUAUAGCAGAGGAGUUCCUCACUAAACAAUAAUACAGGAAGAAAUUCAUUAUAGAGAUGCUGAAAUAUCCAUUUUUCCACCAACAUCAGUCUCAACAAACCAGAAUGCACUGGAGCAACACUUUGCCCUUUCACACUUGGUUUACAAUCAUGAUAAUGUUCGAUUGUUAGACAUACUAGGCACUUUCUUCUGGGUUGAAAUCAUUUUCGUUUUUCUUAUUUUAAUCCAGGAAAUGUAUGAGAGGCAGGUUGAGGAAAAGAAGCUGUAUCACAAAAAAACCUUGGAAUGGGUUUGAUAUCAAAGAGUAUCCAGUAAUCAUCAUUCAUUAUUUUUGUAAAGGCAGUCGAAUAGAUCUCAAGCAUGUGGUGUAUGAACAUAAUUGGUGUAGGAGGUCAAGCAUGUAAGCACCUGAAAGAGACCCACUUACACACAGCACAAACGUCCUGUCUUACGAGCCGAAAAUACCGAUUGGCUUUAUCACGACACCGUGUCAUUGGAGGACAAUCGCGCCUUUUGUUCUGAUGCAGACUGAAAACCUUGUCUCCAAAGGGAGGGGGAGCUUUGUGAUUAGCCUAAUAAUCCUUCAGACAAACAGAGUAGGCAGAUAGUGAUAAUUAGCCUCUUGAUAAGAUAUUUGGUUAAUUAAUUUGCUCCGACAUUACAAAAAUGCCCCGCGUCCUCCUCGCAAGGUAUAUCGAGUUGCUUCCCGCACCAGCUUCCAUCUUGAUUUUAUGCCAUUAUUAUUUUUAGUUUUAUUAUUAUUAUUUUUUUAAAUGCAUACAGUUUACAUGAUGGGUUGAGCUAUCUUUUCCUCUCUUUUCUUUUUAUUCUCUAUUGCUACUGGCUGUACGGUCUUACUUUUUUUUUUUUUUCUACGUCCCUCUCCUACCACGUUGUGUGGGAGAGUUUCUUUUUUUUCUUUCUUUCUUUCUUCAUACUCCUACUCCUUUUGCUUCCCUUCUUGUCUGGAAGGUUUUCUUGAGGGCAGUUUUGUCCUGACACUGCAGAGCAUUCAGUUUAGCACAACAGCCA
Molecule: messenger RNA, 7686 nt
Organism: Etheostoma spectabile (orangethroat darter)
Lineage: Eukaryota; Metazoa; Chordata; Actinopteri; Perciformes; Percidae
Product: mitogen-activated protein kinase kinase kinase 11
Exons: 10
Coding region: 1206-4346 (1046 amino acids)
Biological process (GO): protein phosphorylation; positive regulation of apoptotic process; microtubule-based process
Cellular component (GO): centrosome
Molecular function (GO): JUN kinase kinase kinase activity; ATP binding; protein binding
Source: RefSeq, a predicted model, not a curated record